Panicum hallii is the source of this 1881-nucleotide messenger RNA. Its product is annotated as nudC domain-containing protein 2-like. Gene Ontology annotation, cellular component: cytoplasm. The record is from RefSeq and is a predicted model, not a curated record. The transcript is spliced from 6 exons. Gene Ontology annotation, biological process: protein folding. Lineage: Eukaryota; Viridiplantae; Streptophyta; Magnoliopsida; Poales; Poaceae. The coding region runs from base 755 to 1270 and encodes 171 amino acids.
AAAAAUAAGAAAAUGGUAUGGCGUGCUCGAAACCGGGUUCGAAGAACAAGCGAGUUGCGCGUUGGGAGAAUCUAUCGUUUCUUCCCAACGCAUUUUCCUCGAUCUCCCGACUGCUGUGCCCGCCUCCGCCCUGGCGCAGGUGGCGCUCCAAGAGCCGGCGGCCCUCCAGACGUCGUUGCUGCCCGAGGUUUGCCCAACCCGGAAGGGCCCAGCGGCGGCGUGGUCAUCCCCUCCAGUCCGUCGAUACCGGCAGACCCUACCUGCGGCAGCGGCGGACAAAUCCACGAGUGGCGGCGCCUGGAGGCUGAACUAGCUGCGCGCGCUGUGCCGGACUGCCUGUGCGGUCGGCGCUGGCGGCUUGGGGUGCUGCAGUGCUGCUGCCUGAUAGCGUGCGUCCUAGCGGUGCGGCCUUGCGGCGCCGCGUCGGAGCGGGAGUGCGGCACGCCGGUGUGUCGCCGUGCGCAGGCGGAUUCCCGCCGCACACGCACUUAGAAGCAGCCAAGCAGGGUAGAAGGAGGAGGCACCUGCACAAUGACGAGGCAACAAGGGAUACCAGGAAGGGCAACCGGGCAACCUCUUGGGCCCUAGCAGUUUAUCAAUGGUAUUUGGAUAUUAGAGUAGGAAAGAAGUGGCAUUGGAGCAGUCUUCGAGGGCACAUCACCCGUUCUUGAGCAGGGUCUCGAGCGCCCCAGAGUCCAGAACCUUCUAGAAGCAUCAGGAUAGCUAGAGCAUCGCUCCAACCCUGGUGUCAACCAUGUCGGAGAAGCUGGCCCCCGAGAAGCGCCACGCCUUCCUGCACAGUGGGCAGAAGGUGUUCGAGUGGGACCAGACACUGGAGGAGGUGAACAUGUACAUUGAGCUCCCCAAGGGUGUGCCCACCAAGCUCUUCCGCUGCACCAUCCAGGCGGGCCAUGUGGAGGUUGGCAUCCGUGGCAACCCACCAUACCUCAACCACGAUGUGGCGCACCCCGUGAAGACAGACUCCUCGUUCUGGACAAUAGAGGAUGGUGAGAUGCAUAUCACACUGCAAAAAAGAGAGAAGGGGAAGACAUGGUCAUCUCCAAUACAAGGGCAAGGUCUCUUGGAUCCAUAUGCUGCAGAUCAAGAGCAAAAACGGCUUAUGCUGCAAAGGUUUCAAGAAGAGCCCUCCUUGUGGAGCAUGAACUCAUCAUCAUCCCUUCUCCCGGCUGGAUUGAAGCAAAUGAGCAGAACAUAUCUGCAGGAUGCAAUAGCCACAGUACAGCGCCCCAAUUCCGCGCUUGGAUUGUAGCAGCCACAGAAAGAUUUUACCAAGAAGAGCCGGCGGCUUGGCGACGACGAUGACCAACACUGCGGCGAACAUCAGUUUCUGCAACAGAUGGAGCCGACAGCUUCCGUUCCUGUCCCCCGCAGCAUCAGCCGCCAGCGAGCCCAGCCCCUCUCGCUCGCUUAUGCAACAGAUGGUAUGCAGCAACGAGAGAUGCUCGCCGCAGAUCCGGCCGGCCACCUGCAGCGACAUCGACGACUAGCGCGCUGCGAGGUCGGCUCGGCUGGGCGUGGCGCGUGGCGGCGGCGGAGGAGCGGGCCAAGGAGAAACGGACGCGGCAGGGAGAUACGACGGGCGUUGGGGACGAGCGGAGGUCCGGGGGAGGAGCGCAAGCCCGUUACCGACGUCCAGGCGAGGCCGCCGUCGCCGGAGCCGGGCGGGAAAGGCAGCUACUGGGAGGCAGGACUGCAGGAGGGGCUAUUUUGCAAAUAAGUUGGAUCGUGUUUGCACAUAACCCCUCAGGGGGGUAAAUGAAACUUAAUAAGGGGUUUUAUGUAAUUAAUUGGAUCGGGAUCAAUAAUCGCGAUCCGGUUUAGGGUGUUUUAUGCAAAGUAUCACGUCCCCGUCCCUAUCGA